Messenger RNA from Labeo rohita (rohu), 5422 nucleotides. It is a transcript of the gene prkceb, whose product is annotated as protein kinase C, epsilon b. Gene Ontology annotation, molecular function: diacylglycerol-dependent serine/threonine kinase activity; ATP binding. The record is from RefSeq and is a predicted model, not a curated record. The coding region runs from base 1041 to 3272 and encodes 743 amino acids. The transcript has 15 exons. Gene Ontology annotation, biological process: protein phosphorylation. NCBI's taxonomy places the organism in Eukaryota, Metazoa, Chordata, Actinopteri, Cypriniformes, Cyprinidae.
AAAAUAAACGUGUAGAUUUAUUUUCCAAUGCAGUUCUCACUGUACAGCAUUGUAAACAACCUUGCAAGAUGCAGAGGAUCACACCCAUAUUAACCAAUAAUAUAUUGCUAGAGAAAUGGCAAUGGCAUGGGGGCAGACCAUGUCAUUUCACAUAAUCAUUAGCGAUAUAAAUAACUACAAAACGACUAACAGUCGAGACACCGUGCAUGUCGCGUCUUCAUAUCAUGGUAUGUUUGGUCUUCUGCAUUGCAUGACUUGAGCAGGGUGCAUUAUGCACACUUGGUAUUCACACACACGCUUCAUCUUUACAGCCUUGUGGAUGAUGCUUGACCAGAGAGCAGAAGCAGAAGCAGCAGCAGCGGGUCCGCUAGGGCCGCUCCAGUGCCGCACUCACUCAACCCUCUCCGCGCACUAACUGACGUGUUUUGCGCAUUUCCUGGACCAGCCUUCAGACACACGCACAGUCGGGAGAAAAAGAGGCAGGUCUGCAGGAAACUGAGUACCGACGGACAAACAAGGAUCCUGGAAAAAGCAAGUGAGUACGGAACCCUCGUAAACAACAGUCGUUCUCCUGUCUGGGGCGAAUCGAAAGACGCUUUUGCGGGGGAUAACUUUCCUCCCAAUGCGCGGAGGAGACACAUCCAGCGCUCCAGCCAGACGAGGGAACAGGCUGCUCACCCUGAGGAGCUCCAGCAUAUAUUUCUGGCAUAUUUUGAGGUGUGGAAUGCUGGUCGUAUCGCUGCUGAUACACUGUAGCUGUCCUUUUUCGCUCCGACUUGCGUUGCUGGCUGCCUACAGCGGUGUUUGGACAGCUUCGAGAUCACAUGCAGGUUGUCCGUAGGUCAUAGCAAUAGACUGCCUUUCUGUCUGGACCUUCUACACUUUGCAUGCAGAUCCACGAGGACGACGAAGGGCAUUUACCGUUAUUUCACUGGGAGAAACAAUCCCGAAUACAACCCGGUGGACCGUGACAUACACCGGUUGAAUAAUUAACCAGGCGCCGAAGUGGAAUAUUGUUACUAAAGCUCUCAAAAGUGGCCAUGGUGGUUUUUAACGGUCUGCUGAAGAUUAAGAUCUGCGAGGCUUUGGACCUGAAGCCCACAGCCUGGUCUUUGAGACACGCCGUCGGCCCCAAGACGCAAACCUUCCUGCUGGACACGUACAUCGCCCUCAACGUAGAUGAUUUUCGCGUGGGUCAGACCUCGACCAAGCAGAAGACCAACAGUCCCGUCUGGCACGAUGAGUUUGUGACGGAGGUGCACGACGGCCGGAAGAUCGAGCUGUCGGUCUUUCAUGACGCGCCGAUUGGCUACGACGACUUUGUGGCCAACUGCACCAUUCAGUUCGAGGAAUUGCUGCAAAACGGCAGUAAACACUACGAGGACUGGAUAGACUUGGAGCCAGAGGGAAAGGUUUAUGUCAUUAUCGACUUGUCUGGAUCGUCCAGUGAAGCAGGAGGCUGUGAGAAUGAGGAGCGCGUAUUUCGUGAACGCAUGCGUCCCAGGAAGAGGCAGGGAGCUGUCCGGAGGAGGGUGCAUCAAGUCAACGGACACAAGUUCAUGGCCACCUACCUGAGACAGCCCACCUACUGCUCGCACUGCCGCGACUUCAUCUGGGGUGUAUUGGGAAAGCAAGGGUAUCAAUGCCAAGUGUGCACCUGUGUAGUUCAUAAACGCUGCCAUGAGCUGAUCAUCACGAAAUGUGCGGGUCUGAAGAAACAGGAGGACACCACAGAAGAGGUGGGAUCUCAGCGCUUCAGCGUCAAUAUGCCUCAUAAGUUCAGUAUUCACAACUACAAAGUCCUGACGUUCUGUGACCACUGCGGUUCAUUACUGUGGGGCCUGCUGCGGCAAGGGCUGCAGUGCAAAGUUUGUAAGAUGAAUGUGCACAAGCGUUGUGAAAGUAAUGUAGCUCCUAACUGUGGGGUGGACGCCAGGGGCAUCGCUAAGGUGCUGUCUGACCUCGGAGUCACUCCAGAUAAACUCUCGGGCAGCGUCCAGAGGAGAAAAAAGAUCUCUCAGGGUCCAGAUCCGCAGCCCUUACCCAUAUCCCCGCAGUUAGAAGACGAUCGAUCCAAAUCUGCACCCACAUCACCAUGUGACCAGGAUAUAAAGGACCUGGAGAACAUCAGAAAGGCACUUUCGUUUGACCAUCGCGGUGAGGAUCUGAAGCCAGCCUCGUCCUCCUUGCCGACCGAGGGCCUGACGGAGGAAACGGGGCAACCCAGAGAGAACGGAGAGGUGAAGACGCUCCAGACCAAAAGGAUGAUGCUGGAAGACUUCUCCUUCAUCAAAGUACUCGGGAAGGGCAGCUUCGGCAAGGUGAUGCUUGCAGAGUUAAGAGGCACUGAUGAGGUUUAUGCGGUGAAAGUGUUGAAGAAAGAUGUCAUCCUGCAGGACGAUGAUGUGGACUGCACUAUGACUGAGAAACGCAUUUUAGCGCUGGCCAGAAAACACCCGUACCUGACCCAACUUUACUGCUGCUUUCAGACGAAGGACCGUUUGUUCUUCGUCAUGGAAUAUGUGAAUGGCGGAGACCUGAUGUUUCAGAUCCAACGUUCGCGCAAAUUCGAUGAAGCUCGUUCCCGGUUUUAUGCUGCUGAGAUGACCUCAGCCCUCAUGUUCCUGCACCAAAAUGGGGUCAUUUACAGGGAUUUGAAGCUAGACAACAUUCUGCUGGACGCAGAGGGUCACUGUAAGCUGGCAGAUUUUGGCAUGUGUAAGGAGGGAAUCCUGGAUGGCAUCACAACCACAACAUUCUGUGGCACACCAGAUUACAUUGCCCCAGAGAUCCUGCAGGAGCUUGAGUACGGCCCAUCAGUGGACUGGUGGGCUCUAGGUGUGUUGAUGUACGAGAUGAUGGCUGGUCAACCUCCAUUUGAAGCAGAUAACGAAGACGACCUAUUUGAGUCUAUUCUCCAUGAUGACGUCCUAUAUCCCGUGUGGCUCAGCAAAGAGGCCGUCAGCAUUCUUAAAGCGUUUAUGACGAAGAGCCCUAGUAAACGGUUGGGUUGCGUAGUGUCCCAAGGACUGGAGGAAGCUAUUAAAGUGCAUCCGUUCUUCAAAGAGAUUGAUUGGGUACUUCUGGAACAGAGGAAGAUCAAGCCGCCUUUCAAACCACGUAUUAAAACCAAAAGGGACGUCAACAAUUUCGACCAGGACUUCACCCGCGAGGAGCCGGUGCUCACCCCGGUGGAAGACGCCAUUAUCAAGCAGAUCAACCAGGAUGAAUUCAAGGGCUUCUCUUACUUCGGCGAAGAGACCCUGUCCUAAUACUAAAACCUCCAUCUCCUGCGCUGUACUUGGCGCACACGUGCGCUGCGAACGCUGUGAACGCCCACGAGCUGAUCGUAGACCAUCAUUUACCGAGAAUCUGAUGCUUUAAUUUAAAAGUAGAGAGUCAGGCAUUAUAAUCUUUCCUGCUGAACCCCAAAAAACGUACUCACACAUUUGCACCGAAUGAAGCGGAGUCAUGUUUAUUUAUUGUAUGUAAAACACUUAAGGGAGCUCAUGCGACAUCACUAAAGCAGCUGGAUAGAGCUCAUUAGAAAGCCAUUUCAUGUUUCAUUUCUCCUCCCAUCAUGCAGUGGUACACCUGGAGUCAAUGCAUUUACACUAGCACCGUUUUGAAAUGCAAAAACCAAAUGUAAAGAACAAGUGAUUGUAUUGCAGACAUAAUGCUUAUGAACGUGUGAAUUGGGAGUUUGAAGCACUCAGCAUUGGGAUCUGAUCACAUGAUGGUCUGAUAGACAGAGACAGUGAUUGGACGGUACUGGGAAGGACUCAGAACUGCCUUUUAUGAGACCAUCGCACCGUUUCCAUUUGAAACAGCAGUGUUGACGUAUACGCAAGUCACCAAAACAAGUGUUGUGUGUGUGGAGGGUAAGGUUACAAAAGCACCCUCUUUAGUGUUUCAUUGUGUGUGUGUGUUUUUUUCAUUAUAUUACUGGAUUGUUUUGUUGCUAGGAUGUGGAAAUUGUUGGUUUCUCUACAAUGCAACAAGACCUAUCAUUAUGAACGGGUCAGGACAGUAGCCAAUCACGUCUCUACAAUCUACAGUACGUACAAGUCCUGAUUACCCUAAUCAUUAGCCUGUGAACUUUGAAAAUAGACUAAUCAUCUACUGCAUGGUUAUGCCUAUGAUAUUCUCGUGUAUUAUUAGACUAUGACAAACUGUUAUGUGCAAUAUUCUCUGUGCGUGUGUGUUGGUUUAGCUUUUUUUUUUCCCGUCACCAUCUCACCUUCAAUGUUUUCCACCGUUUCUUGCAGUCUGUCUAUUUUGGUUUGGUUGCCAGGUCAUGCGAUAUCCAGCACAGGUCCUUGAUUUCAUCUGCUACAGCCUCGGUAUACUAGUUAGACAAGACACAAAAUAUUAAGCUUCUGUGGCAAAAAAAAGAGAGGAAAAUACAUAUAAAUGAUCUUCCAUUCUAAAUAUAGCACAACUGAAAUAUCCUAGAGUUUCUUCUGAUAUGAAAGCUGUAACAGUGACGCAAGCAAGACUAGUUACAUUUAUCAAGAAAAUCCGGUCCGUUUAAUUAAGCAUUUUUUAAUUCUUUUUGCAUAGUCUUGCCAACACCAGGCUUUAACAUCAACAUGAAAUUGUUGAUUUAUCUGUAAUAAAAAAAAGCAUUUGAAACAACUUUGUCUUUCUGCUGAAGCCACCUUUUGCAUACAAACAUCUUGAUUUUGCUGUGAAAACUCACUUUUCACAAUCCAAUCAAUUCUUGUUACGUGAUAUUUAUUUUCCGUGCCACUUUUUUUCUUAUAUAUCAGAUCACCAAAGUGAAAAGUGGGUUGUGAACAGCGUCUCUUGUUAAAUUUGAGGCGUUUACUUUUUCAUGCACAUUUGCCAGAUCUGUUACUUCAUUUUGAGUUCGAUUUUUGGAAUAAUUUACCUGUCUGGCCUUAUUUGUGCCAUUCUAAACUGGCAUCUAUUGGCUUGGAUGGAGUCCACUAACAGGAACUCUCACCUGCCAAACACCUGUGCCCUAAAGGUAAAUUUGCAAAGGUUUUUUAUUUCGUUUCAUCGUUUUUGAAAUGACUCUACAUAGGAAACACAUUGACAUGUUCAAGCUAAAGAUGAAAGUACCUCUUUGGUUAAACGUGAAUCUGUGUCUCACAAAGAAAUACAUAUUUGUACAUACAGAGGUACAGUGCAUAUUAAUAUAAGUUAUAUAAGUGUUUCAUGUCACUGUAAGUAUCAUAAAUGUGUAUGUAUUUUUUAUUUUAUUGUGCAGCUUCAUAUGUACAGUAUGUCAUAAGACAUGAGUGUUUUUUUUUUUGGUUUUUUUUUGGACAUCUUUGCCAUUAGUCACUGUCAUGUCAUUAUUCGCAUUUUACUGUGUGCCAAAUGUACUGUUCUCAAAGGAUGUGAAUGUGCAUUGUUUGGUUUGUAACCUAUUAAAUAAGAUGUCAGAAAUGAA